Messenger RNA from Quercus lobata, 9833 nucleotides. RefSeq names its product putative disease resistance protein At3g14460. NCBI's taxonomy places the organism in Eukaryota, Viridiplantae, Streptophyta, Magnoliopsida, Fagales, Fagaceae. The transcript is spliced from 18 exons. Gene Ontology annotation, molecular function: ADP binding; DNA binding. The record is from RefSeq and is a predicted model, not a curated record. The coding region runs from base 132 to 6317 and encodes 2061 amino acids.
AUUCUUCUCAGACUAUUUCUAUUACCUUCUCUCUUUCUCUUCUUCUGAUCAGCUCCUUCUCUCUUUCUCUCACUCUUCCUGACGUCCAGUGACUGCAUCUACCUUUUGCAAGAUACUACAGGAAAAGAAAUAUGGUUCGAAAGAAAGAUCGAUUUUGGGAGUAUGUUGAAGAACUAAAUGGUCGUUUUAAAUGUAAGUUUUGUAAACUUGAUUUUGCUGGGGGUGCUACAAGGAUUAAAUACCACUUGGCUCAAGCUAAAGGCCACGAUAUUAAUAUUUGUACAAAAGUGCCUAAAGAGGUCCAAGUGGAAGCUUCUCUAACAAUUGGUGAACCUAACAAAAAGCUAAAGGGUGCAUCAACUUCAAACAAGGAUAAGGAGAGGGAAAUCAGCUCAACUUCAAUAUCAAAGGAUGACAUUUUAAGCGGAGUGUUUGAAAAGAGUAAGGCAAAAUACAUUGCUGAAAUUUUACUUGGUGUUUUUGUGGAGGGACUUCUAGCCAAGUUAAGAUCAAUUGUUAUAGAGCAACAUAUUAGUUUUGAGUUGGGUUUCAAGGAAGGGCUAAUAGAUCUUCUUAUCUUGUUAACCCAAAGUCAACUUGUGUUAAAUGAUGCUGAGAAAAGACAAGCAAGUGAUGAUUUUGUGAGGAGUUGGUUAGCAGAGCUUAGACGUGUUGCUUAUGACAUUGAUGAUGUACUAGACGAGUUUGGCUAUAACAUUCUUCAGCAAAAGGUACUAAACUACUCUUCACCCUCUAAUGACAUUAUCAAUAUGGCAAACAAAAUUAACACCAUCAACGGAUCAUUAAAUAGACUUAAAGGUGACAUUGCUAGUUAUGAUCUUCAAGUGGAGUUUGUGAAUUCGAUCCCUGAGAUUAGCUUUAACAUGGAGAUAGACUCCUUCCUUGAUGAUUCAAAAGUUAAUCAAAAUAUUGGAAAUAACAUUGUUGAAGCAACCUGUUGUGAUAGUGUGAUAGAAAUCACAGAGAAUCUUCCCCAAUAUGAAUUAACAGAAUAUGAUUAUUGGUCCAUAUUCAAGAAAAGAGCAUCUGCAAAUGAAAGACUUCUAACUCUAGAUUUGGAGAAAAUUGGAAAGGAGAUUGUUAAAAAAUGUAAAAGGGUUCCAUGGGCUGCAAGAUUUUUAGGGGGAGUAAUGUACUUUAUACAUGAUAAAGGUGAAUGGCUAUCGAUUCAAAAUAAUAAAAAUUGGGAUUUACAGGACGAUGAUAACAAUGGAGUGUUUCACAUAUUAAAGUUAGGCUAUGAUCAUCUUCGAACACCAUCUUUGAAACGAUGUUUCGCAUACUGUGCAAUUUUCCCUAAAGAUUAUGACAUGAAAAAGGAUGAAGUAAUUCAGUAUUGGAUGGCUGAAGGGUUCCUUGAACCAUCUAAAGAAGGUAACACAGUGAUGGAAGAUAUUGGUAACACGUAUUUCAAUAUUUUGUUGGCUACUUCCUUUUUCCAAAAUGCUAGAAAGGAUGUCUGUGGUGAUAUUAUUAGUUGCAAAAUGCAUAAUUUGGUGCAUGAUUUUGCCCUUUCAAUUUCAAAAUCUGAAAUUCUAAUUUUGGAGGGAGAUUCUGUGGAUAAUCAUAAUGUUAGUAAAGUACAACCCUUAUUUGUCCGAUCUGAUGGCGAAACAACACCAAGAACUUUAUUUAGUGGAGAUGGUUUCACAAAAAUGCGCACAUUAAUUUCAAAAAAUCUAGACUUUGAUGACAUGUUAUCAAAUUUUAAAUGCUUACGUGUUUUAAAAUUAUCCGGAUGGAGUAUAAUAAGGUUGUCAAAUUCAAUUGAGCAGUUGAUACAUUUGAGGCUUCUUCACAUCUUGGACACUAAAAUUAUGGAAUUACCAAAAUCCAUUACGAAACUCUACAAUUUGCAAACUUUAAGAAUAGAAUGCCCUAGACUCAAUAAGCUUCCGAAAGACCUAAGCAAUUUGAUUAACUUGAGACAUAUUAUUAUUAGUGUUGGGCAACCAAAAAGAUUGGCAGAUAUUUUUUAUUUUACGGAUGGGUACAGAGGUAGUCAACUCAAAAAUAUGGGACGGUUGACUUGCCUUCAAACAUUGAAAUUUUUUGUUGUGGGUCAAGAUGAAGGUUAUAGGAUUAAAGAAAUGGGACCCCUAAAAAAUCUCAAAGGAGAAAUAAACAUAUACAAUUUAGAGAAUGUGAAAGAUGAGGAAGAAGCCAAAAGUGCAAAAUUAAAAGAAAAGGAAAUAUUCAAGUUGGGAUUAUUUUGGAAUCCUUUUGCUAGAGAAUUGGAUAGGUAUGAUGAAGAUGAAAAGGUGUUGGAAGGCCUCCAUCCUCACCCAAGUUUGAAAAGCUUAACAAUCGGAGAGUUUAGAGGAAAGAAAUUCCCAUCUUGGGCUAAUGAUUUGUCGCUAUUUCAUAAUCUGAUUCAUAUCAAAUUGAUUGGGUUUACGGAAUGUGAAGAAGUUCCCACUCUGGGGCAUUUACCCUGUCUUAGGGUUCUUGAAAUAUUUUACAUGGGCAACAUAAGAAGUAUAGGAAGUAAAUUUUACAAUUACAGUGAUGGGAGUUACAGAAAUACUACUACAUUAUUUCCGGCAUUGAGAAUACUCAAAUUGGAGUGGAUGCAAAGCUUAGAAGAGUGGAAGGAUGCAAAGGAGUUGACAAGCGCAGGUGAGGUGUUGUUGGUAUUUCCUUGCCUUGAGGAGUUGAUUAUUAGAGAGUUUGGUAAACUGAAAGAUUUGCCAGACUCACUGCGCACCCUCGUUUCCCUUCAGAAGUUGGUAGUAAAAAAUUGUCCUAAGCUGAGGUCAUUGCCAUGUGUCCCGUCAGUUAUUCAACACUUGGAGAUAAUAGGGUGUAGUAUUGAUGAACUACCCAGUGGGCUACAAUUCUGUGCAUCUCUUAAAUAUUUGUAUAUUUGGGGCUGUAGGAAUUUGAAAUCAAUUCCAGAAUCACUGCACACCUGCGUUUCCCUUCAGAAGUUUGAAAUAGGGGAUUGUCCUCACCUGAGUUCUUUGCCAUGUGUCCCGUCAGUUAUUGAAGAAUUGAAGAUAAUAAGGUGUGGCAUCGAUGAACUACCCAGUGGGCUACAAUUGUGUGCAUCUCUUAAAUAUUUGUUUAUUGGGGACUGUCCGAAUCUGAAAUCAAUUCCAGAAUCACUGCACACCUGCGUUUCCCUUCAGAAGUUUGAAAUAGGGCAUUGUCCUCACCUGAGUUCUUUGCCAUGUGUCCCGUCAGUUAUUGAAGAAUUGAAGAUAAUAAGGUGUGGCAUCGAUGAACUACACAGUGGGCUACAAUUGUGUGCAUCUCUUAAAUAUUUGUUUAUUGGGGACUGUCCGAAUCUGAAACCAAUUCCAGAAUCACUGCACACCUGCGUUUCCCUUCAGAAGUUUGAAAUAGGGGAUUGUCCUCACCUGAGUUCUUUGCCAUGUGUCCCGUCAGUUAUUGAAGAAUUGAAGAUAAUAGGGUGUGGCAUCGAUGAACUACCCAGUGGGCUACAAUUCUGUGCAUCUCUUAAAUAUUUGUAUAUUGGGGACUGUCCGAAUCUGAAAUCAAUUCCAGAAUCACUGCACACCUGCGUUUCCCUUCAGAAGUUUGAAAUAGGGGAUUGUCCUCACCUGAGUUCUUUGCCAUGUGUCCCGUCAGUUAUUGAAGAAUUGAAGAUAAUAGGGUGUGGCAUCGAUGAACUACCCAGUGGGCUACAAUUCUGUGCAUCUCUUAAAUAUUUGUAUAUUGGGGACUGUCCGAAUCUGAAAUCAAUUCCAGAAUCACUGCACACCUGCGUUUCCCUUCAGAAGUUUGAAAUAGGGGAUUGUCCUCACCUGAGUUCUUUGCCAUGUGUCCCGUCAGUUAUUGAAGAAUUGAAGAUAAUAGGGUGUGGCAUCGAUGAACUACCCAGUGGGCUACAAUUCUGUGCAUCUCUUAAAUAUUUGUAUAUUGGGGACUGUCCGAAUCUGAAAUCAAUUCCAGAAUCACUGCACACCUGCGUUUCCCUUCAGAAGUUUGAAAUAGGGGAUUGUCCUCACCUGAGUUCUUUGCCAUGUGUCCCGUCAGUUAUUGAAGAAUUGAAGAUAAUAGGGUGUGGCAUCGAUGAACUACCCAGUGGGCUACAAUUCUGUGCAUCUCUUAAAUAUUUGUAUAUUGGGGACUGUCCGAAUCUAAAAUCAAUUCCAGAAUCACUGCACACCUGCGUUUCCCUUCAGAAGUUUGAAAUAGGGGAUUGUCCUCACCUGAGUUCUUUGCCAUGUGUCCCGUCAGUUAUUGAAGAAUUGAAGAUAAUAAGGUGUGGCAUCGAUGAACUACCCAGUGGGCUACAAUUCUGUGCAUCUCUUAAAUAUUUGUAUAUUAGGGACUGUCCGAAUCUGAAAUCAAUUCCAGAAUCACUGCACAAGAUUGUCCGAAUCUGUAUUCAGAAGUUUGUAAUACAAGAUUGUCCUAAGCUGAGGUCAUUGCCAUGUGUCCCGUCAGUUCAACACUUGGAGAUAAUAGGGUGUAGUAUUGAUGAACUACCCAGUGGGCUAAAAUUCUGUGCAUCUCUUAAAUAUUUGUAUAUUAGGGACUGUCCGAAUCUGAAAUCAAUUCCAGAAUCACUGCACACCUGCCUUUUCCUUCAGAAGUUUGAAAUAGGGGAUUGUCCUCACCUGAGUUCUUUGCCAUGGGGCCCGUCAGUUAUUGAAGAAUUGAAGAUAAUAGGGUGUGGCAUUGAUGAACUACCCAGUGGGCUACAAUUCUGUGUAUCUCUUAAAUAUUUGUAUAUUGGGGACUGUCCGAAUCUGAAAUCAAUUCCAGAAUCACUGCACACCUGCGUUUCCCUUCAGAAGUUUGAAAUAGGGGAUUGUCCUCACCUGAGUUCUUUGCCAUGUGUCCCGUCAGUUAUUGAAGAAUUGAAGAUAAUAGGGUGUGGCAUCGAUGAACUACCCAGUGGGCUACAAUUCUGUGCAUCUCUUAAAUAUUUGUAUAUUGGGGACUGUCCGAAUCUGAAAUCAAUUCCAGAAUCACUGCACACCUGCGUUUCCCUUCAGAAGUUUGAAAUAGGGGAUUGUCCUCACCUGAGUUCUUUGCCAUGUGUCCCGUCAGUUAUUGAAGAAUUGAAGAUAAUAGGGUGUGGCAUCGAUGAACUACCCAGUGGGCUACAAUUCUGUGCAUCUCUUAAAUAUUUGUAUAUUGGGGACUGUCCGAAUCUGAAAUCAAUUCCAGAAUCACUGCACACCUGCGUUUCCCUUCAGAAGUUUGAAAUAGGGGAUUGUCCUCACCUGAGUUCUUUGCCAUGUGUCCCGUCAGUUAUUGAAGAAUUGAAGAUAAUAGGGUGUGGCAUCGAUGAACUACCCAGUGGGCUACAAUUCUGUGCAUCUCUUAAAUAUUUGUAUAUUGGGGACUGUCCGAAUCUAAAAUCAAUUCCAGAAUCACUGCACACCUGCGUUUCCCUUCAGAAGUUUGAAAUAGGGGAUUGUCCUCACCUGAGUUCUUUGCCAUGUGUCCCGUCAGUUAUUGAAGAAUUGAAGAUAAUAAGGUGUGGCAUCGAUGAACUACCCAGUGGGCUACAAUUCUGUGCAUCUCUUAAAUAUUUGUAUAUUAGGGACUGUCCGAAUCUGAAAUCAAUUCCAGAAUCACUGCACACCUGCGUUUCCCUUCAGAAGUUUGUAAUACAAGAUUGUCCUAAGCUGAGGUCAUUGCCAUGUGUCCCGUCAGUUAUUCAACACUUGGAGAUAAUAGGGUGUAGUAUUGAUGAACUACCCAGUGGGCUACAAUUCUGUGCAUCUCUUAAAUAUUUGUAUAUUUGGGGCUGUCCGAAUCUGAUAUCAAUUCUACAUUUCACUGCCCUUGAAGAGCUGCGGAUACAGAAAUUUAACGGAAUGGAAGCUUUGCCUGAUUGGUUCAGCUAUCUUUCUUCUCUUCAAAAGCUGUCUCUUCGCCGCUGCAAAAAGCUGAUGUCUCUCCCCGUUCCACACCUCACCAAUUUGAAACAUCUGCACAUUGAUUAUUGCCCCAAUUUAGAGGAAAGAUAUGCAGAAGAGAGCGGCGAUGAGUGGUCCGAGAUUGCCCAUGUUCCAUACAUCAGAAUCAAUGGAAAAUACAUCCAAGGGGGAGAGGAUUACGAUUCUGACGACUCUGAAGAUGAAGACUCUGAUGACUCUGAAGAUGACUCUCACGACAACUUGCAAGAAGAUUCCAUCUUGGAAAAUAACCAGCUCGAUGACAACUGGUGCGAAGGUACUUCAGGUUUGGAAAAUAACCAACUCGAUUACAACUGGUGCGAAGGUACUUCAGGUUUGGAAAAUAACCAACUCAAUUCCAACUGGUGGGAAGGUACUUCAGGUUUGGAAAAUAACCAACUCGAUGACAACUGAUGCCAAGUGACUGGGUUCUGUACCCAUUGUGCCUAUGUGCAUAAACAGAAUUGCUAGUCUAUGUAAAGGUAUUAUUAUUGCUUAACCUGAACAAAUGUCCUUUGCUAAUUGAAGCUUAUAAGAUUUGGUGACCACUCUGAUUGAUCUAGAUCAUGCAAUUGUUUGGAGGAUAGAUCCCACUCACUUGCAUAUAUGGUGAUGGACCAGUAUCUAUAAACUGACCAAGUUGUUGAUACAUUCUGCCAAUUUCCAUAACUUGCUAAUUUGCUAGUUCUGCAUAAUUCUGGAUAGUUCUGCUACCCAACAGGCAAAUGCAAUUGAGACAAUAUGCCUAUUGUUUCCAGCUGGUGGAACAAUUGUUUAUAAUUGCAAGCUGAUGAACAGAGGAAUGUAUAUACUUAAUAUUGAGAUAGCAACAUUCUAGGACAAGGAGGAAGCUGGGGUUGGGCUGGUAAUCAGAGUUGCACGGGACUACUUAUAGCUGUGAUGAGUAAGAGAAGUUUGUGUAUGAAUCCAACGAAAUUGAGGUGAUUGUUGCUGACUGCUGAUAGAGUGCUGAGUUUUGCAAACUAUCAAAUAUAUGAAGGUACAUAUGAUCUGUUUGCGUCUGGGAAAAUAAUCAACUCGAUUCAACUGAUGCCGAGGCACUGGGUACAGCAUAUCUAUUGAGUUUAGUUGGAGGAAAAAUUUAUUCAUGGAGCUUUAACACACUGCCAAGAAAAUGGAAGAGAAGAAUAUCCAUCACUGCCCCAAAUUAAAGGAAAGCUGUGCAAAGGGAAGCCGUGCAGAGUGGGUGGUCUAGGAUUUCCUUCCCACAUUCCAAAUAUCAUUUUUUAUUGAAUUUAUCAAAGAAGAAGCAGUUUGAAGAUCAUAUACAUUAUUAAGAUGGAUGACCAACACUAGGGACAGCAUAUCUAUUGUAUUCAGCCGGAGGAAAAAUGAAUUAACUUAUGGACUUUUAAUCUAGCCACAAGCUAUAGGAAGUUUAUGAGAAUUGGUAAGUUUCCGUAAUCUUUGCUUGUCUUCAAAUAUAUGAAGUACUAAUUCAAUCCAAUAAGUAUACCAUUUAUGCCAAUUAUCCCCUCUUCCCUUUCACUUUUCCUACAUUAGCAUCUAUUUCAUCUUGGUAAUCUGAUGAUAUUCUAAUACUUGUAGUAUUCACGUGUUGAUGUCAUUGUAUCAAUGUUGGUAGUGACAGGUAGCACUUGAAAUUUCUUUUAAUGUAAAAGCCACCACGAUUCCUUAUUUAUCAGAGGAUUUUUUUUCCGAUAUCAAGGAUACUUCACACAGCACCCAUUUUGGAGCCUAAGCUUCUUUUGGUUGUCAGGGCUGUUUGGCCAGCUUUGACACCUAUAUGUGCUUAGUUGGAGGCAUUAAAUUUUGACAAUGUUGGAGCCUCUACAUAUGUUUUGUGGUAACUUUUCGUGUUUGUAAGAACUGAAGUUCUGGAACAAGAACUGCUACUAUCAACCAACAUUGCAGGGAGUGGUUGUCAAAGCUGGCUGCUUUGUUUCUUACUGUUUGCUAGAGUUCCAUUGGUAGAAGAUUGGUCAUAUUCCAAGAAUCACAGUGGGGAAAUUUAAAUUGGUUCCAAUGCAAUUGAUUUAGUGAAAUUUGCAUUGGCAUAUCUAAUGUGUUCAGCUCGAGGAAACAUUAUUCAUGGAGCUUUUAACCCACCUUGAAUUCAACCGAAGAGCUAAAUAUCCUAUCAUUGCUCCAAAUUAAUUGAAAGAUGUGCAAAGGGGUGUUGUGCAGAGUGGUCUAGGAUUUCCCACAUUCCAGAUAUCUAUUUUAAUGAAUGUAUUAAACAAGAAGCUGUCUGAAGAUCAUGUACAUUAUUAAGAUGGAUGACCAGUAUGUUUCAGACAAUUAAAAUCUCUGACAUGGCAGAAGUUCUUUUGGAAUAUAAAAGGAAAUGGAAAAGAAUCAGUCUUCUUUUUGGUCAAUCAUAUGUCAAUGGUGAAAAUUAGGCUAUUAUAUAUGUGGAUGGACUCCACCCUAACAUAUUUGAGAAUGUCUUUGGCAGUAAGUGGAAAGCCACUUAUUGUUCUUACAUGAGCUGUACAUUUGCAAGAGGCUGCAAUAUUUGCUUAUGGUGUAACUGGCUUAUUGCAAUAUCUGCUUAUGGUAGGAGCUGUGGUCAAUUUUCAUUGUCUAUUCUGGAACAAGAACUGCUACCACUUAUCAGCAAUGCAGGAGGUGCUCCAUUUCUGUGGAAAGCUAGAUGGAAGUAUCUUGGAAUGGCUGUUGAAGCCGGAUGUUUACUGGUCGCUUUGCAAGGGAUAUGGAAUCAGCAAGAGUGAUCAUUACUAGAAGAUUGUUCAUAGUCCAAGAAUCACAAUGGAGGGAAUUUAAAAUGGAUUUCAAUGAAAUUGUUUCAUCGAAAUUCGAAUACUUUUCCAAUGUCAAGGAUGCUUCACGAUUGUUUGGGGUUGGGUUAACUAUUUAUCUCUUCAAGAAUAGAAGUUCAGGAGCAAGAGUGCUACUACAUACAAGCAAAGCAAGUGGCGCACUCACUUUCCAUGGAAAGCUAAAUGAAGAACUGAAGCUUGAAUUGGUUUCAAAUUUCCAAUCUAAUUGUUUCAUUGAAAUUUGCGAUAAAAGGAGCAACAAAACCAAGAUAUAUUUGAAGGCAUAAAUACGCUAUGAAAAUGGCUCUACUUGACUGCAUGCAAAGAAAUGGUGACAAACUAAAAGUCCUAUCAGCCCCUCUUCAAAGCUUCUCCAAGGUUCAAAGUGGUUGCCUACCUCCUCAUCUCCUACAUUUGGAAACAAUCUUGACCCAGAAGGAAUAUGUUAAUCAUUACAAGAAAUGAGUUCCCACCAAAUUGAAGGAGGCCAAGAAUUUGAGACUUACUCUCAGCAUGAAGAAACAUAAUCAGGAUGUUAGCACCACACCUUUGGUUGUCAGGUUGGAUGAUGAUGAAGAUGGAGCCCUAGCAUUUGAAUCAAGGCUGGCUCCUGAGGGGUACAAGGAAACCACUAAACAUAAUCCCAGAGCAAUACAUAAGAAUUUCGGGAAGCAUGUUUUGGAAAGCACUGUCAAUCUUACUAUUAAAAAUAAAAACAGAUGCCUACAAGUCUUAAAGGGACAUUAACUGAAACUGUAACUGAAAAUUUGGCUGCUUUUGCUGCAGUAUCAGAAAUUCAGAGUGCUUUCCACAAAUUUAUUCUGUCUCUGUUGCUGAAAGAGGAAGGCAAAUAAUAUAGGUCAAAGAAGCAUGGAUAAGGUUGUUUCAGUGAAGGAGUAUCUAAUGCAUACACUUGAGCCCAGGGAAGAUGUGCUUUCUCCGGUGAUAUCCAAGGCAAUGAGUCCAAAGAGAGCCCCCCGUGACAUGGGUGUGUCUGUAGAAUUGGCUAUGUUGGUUGCUCUUCUUUUAUGUCAUAUUUAAUUAAUUUUAUUUAUUCUCUUUUCUUAUGUCCUUUUGCUUUUAUCUUUAAUUAUUAUUAUAAUAUCAUUUGUUAAGGUGCGACUAAAAGUGGCUAAAAAAUCUACUUAAGCAACAUGUUUUAUUA